AUGAAUGGGACGAGAGCUGCACCAGGAGUAACACCGAGCGAAGUAGCUAUGAAUGGCAAGAAUGAAAUGGAGGUAGUUGAACAAGCACCUAUUCCAAAGACAAAUGCCAAUAUAGGGCUUAAAAGCCCUGUCAAUACGGUGGAAGAUGUUAACCAGGAGGACUCAACAAACUCACCUCCACCCAUUCCUCAUGUAGAGAUUAAUCAAAUGCCUUUGUCUAUGAUAAUAAGGAAUCUAACCGUAUAUACAGUAAAGGAGAUUUCUCAAUAUAUGAAAACAACAGUUCACAUGAAUACAGCAGAUACUUCAACUGCUAGAAAGAUGAGAUUUUUGAAUCUGCUGAUAUUUAUUAGGAACCAAUUUCUGAAGUUGUACGUGCUGAUAAAAUGGUGCCGGACUAUAAAGGAAAACAACUUCAAUAUAAUGAUUGAUUUACUAAACUGGUUUAGAGGUACAAAUAUGACAGUCAAUAAUUGCAUCUGGGCACUGAAAUCCACUCUGGAGUCUACAACAAAUGCAAAAUUGCCCAAUGUCGAUCUUGUAACGGCACUUGAAGUUCUUACAUUGGGAAGACCAAAUUUACCUACCCACGAUUUUAAGCUGAGUGGAGAAAACAAUGAAUAUGAGACCGUGAAUGGUCAAUUAAGAAUACCCACAAAACUUAUUAUGCAAAGAUUAAAGGAUCUCAACAUAAUUGUGAUGAUAAAAAUUUCAUCGAUCGACAUUCCAAAACAAUUCAACAACUAUGAAAUUAGAGAUGGAAGAGUAUAUAUCACUGUUCCAGGCGAAUUUGAAAUUCAACUCUCCACUAUUGAUAGACACUCACCUUUUUUCUUUGUUGAUUUCAAGUUAUUAUUUGCUGGUACAGAUAGUUUAUUCAAUAAACCAAGGCUUGAAAAGAUUAUCAAUGAUGUCUUACUAAGAAAUAAGAAACCAUUAUACUCCUUGUACAGCUUACUACAUCGUUACGUUCUUACUUUACAGCUUUACAUGAUUCAUCUAGAGCUGUUAAAUUUGGAAAAUGAUGGUAAAUUUUCUGGCGGGAACCUGGUGCAUAGUUACAAUGCCAAGAAGAGUUUAAUAGUAAUGAAAUACUGGAGAAACGGGAAGCUAGGAAAUAAGACAAAGAUAAUUAUUGGUGUUGACAGGAAGUCCGAGGAUUUAGUUCUCAAAUGGGAUAACGAAAAUGCCAAGCAAUCGAUGCAUAUGCCACUAGUUUAUACACACGUUGUCGGAAAUGUUGAGGCAAUAUUAGAUGAGAUUAUGUUCAACCAUUCUAGGCUAAUUAGAGCAGAUUUACUAUCUAGAGGUGUAUUUCAGGAAGAUGAAGAGGAUCCAAGUGUAUUAUUAUUUCAAUUACCCACUACUUGCUUAUCAACUGCUCCAAUACAGCUUAAAAUCGAUCUUGUUAGCGGCGUAUUUUAUUUCAAGAAUCCUUCCCCACUUUUGCUUGAGUAUGUUUCUCAAAUAAACAGAGCGGAAACACCCGAAGACCUAACUUCUGUAUUACAAAGACUCAAAUUAGAUAAGAUUGUCCACAUUAUACGAAACAUGUUUGAUAAAACAGGUUGGGUAUGUAGUAAGGUAAUCAAAUUGGAUAAUCCAAUAGCAACCUCUGUCAACUCAGAAGAGAUUAAAACCAAUUUACUACAAAACGAUAUGUUCAUUAGAUUGGCGUCUUGGCCUGUAAACUGGUACUUAAUUUUGACAAUUGUGUCAUCUAAUUCAUCGUGUAUUAUAGAAAAGCGCAUUGGUAAAAUAAUAUCUACAAGUGGCAAAUGGAAAGUACAAUAUUUAGAUACAACCAAUGUCCUCUCAUUGAAAUUAGAAAGUAUAACCUAUAAGAAAAUCAUCUCACUACAGAAGAGUACUUUGAACAGGAUUAUUAACCAUACUUUGAUUGACUCAUUAAAUCAUUUGAAGACACGUAAUAAAGUUUGUUCUCCUGAUUUGAUUGUGAACUCACUACCAAAACAUCUAUUAGAGGAUGAGGUGGAUGACAAGGUACCUCAUAGCAUUGAAAAUUAUCAUCACAUAUCAUUAAUUACCAUAGAGUUGGAAUCCUUCUUAGAGGGAUCUAAAGCCCUUAGUGGCAUUCUUGAAAGCACUAUGUUUUUGAGAAUGGAUUACAAAAAGUUUGAGAUAAGACUGUAUGGAAAAUUCAAAAGAAGUACAAUGGCAUUCCAUUGCCAGUGUGAUGAUCUAUUGAUUAAUUUUGUGGAACGAGAACCAUUAGCUUUUUACUUGGCUGAAACCUUUACAAAUCUAAAUGAAAUUGUUCAGUAUUUGACACUUUUCAGACAAAAACUAAUGCAAUUAGUUGUUUUAACUGAUGUUGUGGAACGUCUACACAAGAACUUUGCAUCUGACCACUUCAAGAUUAUUUCAUUAAAACCCAACGAAGUUACAUUCAAGUACCUAAAGUCCUCGACUGACGAUAAAGACUGUACUAUAAACAUCAUCACAAAUGAACAAACAAUAAAAAACCUGACAGUGAAAUUAUCAGAUAAAAAUCCGCAGCAUAUCAUCCAACCCUUUAUCGAUAACCAGCAAUUCGAAUAUCAAUUUAUUUUUAGCUAUUUGCAGUUUACUUCACCACUUUUCUGUUGCCUGAAAGAAAUUCUUGAUGAAUCAAAUAAAGAGGAAAGAUUAGAAAAUGCAAAAGAAGAAUCAGAUUCAACCAGAACUUCUACAUCUAUCACGUUAGGUCUUCAUAAUUUGAGUGAAUAUCAAUUAGUAUAUUUCAACCCUGAGUUAGGCUACAAAAUUACCCUGAUAUUGGAAUUGAAGGAGGUUUCAAUUAAUGGGAAGAAGAAGAUUCAAUUUUAUGUCCAUUUCUCUCAAGAUGAACACAUUACAACAAAAUCAUCAGCUUAUCCACUAAUCCAUCAAGUUAGAAAUGAAAUUUUUAUGCUAGAAAUGAAAAAAAGGGAUGGAACUCCUAGUCUCAUUAAACUAGAUAACACAAGGAAUGUGAUUAGACUAGGAAAUGGUAUUUCAUGCGAUUCUGAUUCGAUAGUUGAAGUACUAAUGAGUAUUAAUAAGAUACUUCUUGGUGAUUCAAAGUCCGCUCCUCAGAUUACUACAGUGCCACCAACUAAUAAAACCAUAUAA
Nakaseomyces glabratus is the source of this 3114-nucleotide messenger RNA. RefSeq names its product Rgr1p (gene RGR1). Gene Ontology annotation, cellular component: core mediator complex; mediator complex. Lineage: Eukaryota; Fungi; Ascomycota; Saccharomycetes; Saccharomycetales; Saccharomycetaceae. Gene Ontology annotation, molecular function: transcription coregulator activity. Gene Ontology annotation, biological process: regulation of transcription by RNA polymerase II. The record is from RefSeq and is a predicted model, not a curated record.